UUGAAAACAAGCAGCUAGAAAAUUGACAUUUCAACAACUGUCCUUUUUCACGUGUUCUCUGCUGCUGCGUAUAUUUUUCAACAAAUUAUUCUACAAAAAUGGCUUUAAAACGUUUUAAAACUAAAAAGUCCAAACGACUAACAUUACAGAUGAAACAUAAAAUCGAAAAGAAAGUCCGCGAACACACACGGAAACUUCGUCGAGAAUCGAAGAAAAAAGCCAAAACAGGCAGUAAAAAACAAAAACUAAUUCAAAUUCCAAAUAAUUGUCCUUUUAAAGAGGAUAUCUUGAAAGAAGUCGAAGAAGUCAAGAAACGCCAAGAAGAAGAGAAACUUCGUCGUCGUGAACAGAUUCGAUUGGAACGUAGUCAAAAUAAAUUUGCCACUUUGGAUGCGAUGGUUGAAGAUGCAGAUAUGCGAGGCACUGUGCACACUAUUAUGCAUGAGAAUGAUGUUCCUGUGGAAGGAAAGCAAUAUAAGGCAGCAGCAACCAAGGAGAAUUCCUUGAAGGCAUAUUUUAAGGAAUUCAAAAAAGUUAUUGAGAACGCUGAUGUUAUCUUGGAAGUCGUCGAUGUCAGAGAUCCCCUUGGUACACGUUGCACUGAAGUCGAAAAAGCUGUCAAAGCAGCUCCCGGAAACAAGCGUUUAGUUUUAAUUCUCAACAAAGCUGAUUUGGUGCCAAAAGAGAAUCUUAACAGUUGGAUUAAGUAUUUCCGUCGACUUGGCCCAGUUACUGCAUUCAAAGCAUCCACACAAGAACAAGCCCUUAGGCUUGGUCGUCGUAAGUUGCAUCAAACCAAGACAGACAAGGCGAUGCAAGGUUCGACAUGUGUGGGAGCUGAACUUCUCAUGUCCAUGUUGGCCAACUAUUGCCGCAACAAGGGUAUUAAGACCUCAAUUCGAGUCGGUGUUGUGGGUAUUCCAAAUGUUGGAAAGAGUUCCAUUAUCAAUUCGUUAGCCAGAGGCAAGGCAUGUUCUGUUGGAUGUACUCCAGGUGUUACAAAAGCCAUGCAAGAAGUUGAACUUGAUUCAAAAAUUAAAUUAAUUGAUUGCCCUGGUAUUGUCUUCUCGGCUGGCAGUGACGCAACCGGAAGCCAUGUGCCUGCUGUUCUAAAGAAUGCCCAACGAGUUGGUGAUGUUAAAGAUCCCUUUACUAUCGCUGAGAGUGUUUUGAAACGAGCCAGUAAGGAAUACUUUUGUAAGUUGUACGAUGUGAGUGAAUAUGAAACUUUUGAGGAAUUCUUCGCCAAGAAAGCUGCAAGAAUGGGUAAAUUCUUGAAAAAGGGUGUCCCAGAUGUCGUAGCUGCUGCUCGUAGUGUCCUCUACGAUUGGAAUAGUGGAAAAAUCAAGUACUGCACUCAACCACCAGAAGUGCAGGAUAGCGAAGCUGCUCAUAUAAGUGCCUCAAUUGUGCAUUCAGAUGCGAAGGAGUUUGACAUUGAAAACUUUGAACAAAUGGAAACGGACAUUUUGAAUACUUUCGAUGUUAAGCAAGAAGAUGUAAUGGAAAUCACUUCAACUGGGCCAGUUGAGUAUAAGCCACCAACGGAAGAUGCUCCAGCUAAUGCAGCUGAGAUUGACGAAUCAGAGCCAAGAGGCAAGAAACGAAAGUUGGACACAGGAGAUGAACGUAAACGUAAAGUUGACCCAACUAUGGAAUUGGAAGGAAAUCAAACUCAUAACAAAAACCUAAAGGAAUUGCAAAAGAGAAAGAAGAAGCAAGGAAUAAGGAAUGAAAAGAAAAUCUCAAAGGUUGUCGAUGGUUUGGAGAAUUUCAGCCUGAGCACAAAAACUGAUGAGAAAUAUGAUUUUGACACAGAUUAUGUUAUAAAAGAGUAAUAGCUUGAUUUUCUUUUCUUUUUUUAGUUGUGUGAUGGAAUACUUGUUGCGAAAGUAUUCCUUAGGUUUGUUUAAGUGAAAUUAUUCUUUUAUGUACAUAGAGUUAAAUAAAUACUUUUAUUUUCUGAGUCAAAAAAACA
This is a messenger RNA of Episyrphus balteatus (marmalade hoverfly), 1978 nucleotides long. RefSeq names its product guanine nucleotide-binding protein-like 3 homolog (gene Ns1). Lineage: Eukaryota; Metazoa; Arthropoda; Insecta; Diptera; Syrphidae. The transcript has 7 exons. The coding region runs from base 99 to 1838 and encodes 579 amino acids. Gene Ontology annotation, molecular function: GTP binding. Gene Ontology annotation, cellular component: nucleolus. The record is from RefSeq and is a predicted model, not a curated record.